Messenger RNA from Fukomys damarensis (Damara mole-rat), 4369 nucleotides. It is a transcript of the gene Gsap, whose product is annotated as gamma-secretase activating protein. NCBI's taxonomy places the organism in Eukaryota, Metazoa, Chordata, Mammalia, Rodentia, Bathyergidae. Bases 63 to 2603 code for a protein of 846 amino acids. Gene Ontology annotation, biological process: positive regulation of amyloid-beta formation. Gene Ontology annotation, cellular component: trans-Golgi network. The transcript has 31 exons. The record is from RefSeq and is a predicted model, not a curated record.
UCACUGUGGGCUGCAGCUGUGAGAAGACGGGGAAGUCAGGCUGGGAGGGGAGAGGAAGGAGGAUGGAAUCAGGAGCUACGGAGCUGGGGCCUGGAAUUGGAGGGAGGAAGGGCUGGGUGAAGCAGCGGUUGACCCUGGGGAAGCGAGAUGUUUUAGAAACAAAUUAUGAGAGCUUACGUCUACUAAAUGUUGAAAGAAACGGAAACAUUGUUUAUACCUAUAAGGAUGGAAAGGGAAAUGUGGUCUUUGGAUUAUAUGAUUGCCAGACCAGACAAAAUGAGCAUCUGUAUACCUUUGAGAAAGACUUGCACGUCAUCAGUUGCUCUGUCAACAGUGAGAGAACUUUGCUGGCUGCAAGUUUAGUUCAAUCUACUAAAGAAAGAAGAAGGAAUGAGCUUCAACCAGGAUCAAAGUGCUUAACUUUGCUGGUGGAAAUCUCCCCCAUUAACGGUGUGAAGGUCCUAAAGGCCGUGGAUAGCUGUGUUUGGGUACAGUUCCUCUACCCACAUGAUGCAAGUCAUCGUCUUCCACAAAGCCACCUGUUACUGGUUUCAGAAGAGAAAUAUAUUGAGCAAUUUCAUAUCCAAGUCAUCCAAGAAGAUGGAAAUAGAGUGGUAAUUAAAAAUUCUGGCCAUCUCCCAAGAGACAGAAUAGCUGAGGAUUUUGUUUGGGCUCAGUGGGAUAUGCGAGAACAGAGAUUGUACUACAUUGACAUGAAGAAAUCAAGGACUAUCUUAAAAUGCAUCCAGUUUAAUGCAGAUGAGAGCUUUACCUUAAUGUUUGAAACAGCCUUGGACAUACCACUUAGUAGCUCUGAAUUUAAACUUGUCAACUUUGGAUGUGGUUAUCAGGAAGAGGAAGAGAAGUUGUCCAAACACCUGACUCUGUAUGUCUUUACCAGCCAUACAGGAAGCUUGUGUGUAUGUUACAGCCAGAAGUUUGACUCUUGGGAACAAAUGACAUAUUCAGUGUUUUAUUUCCAUGCAGGGUACAGAAAGACCUUCACCGUGGCUCCCGGAAGUGGUGGUUCACAAGUGACCAAGGACAUCACUUUCCUCAACCUCGACUUUUACGUGGCUGUUUACUUACCCGGUCAUUUCUUUCAUCUACUUAACAUUCAGCACCCAGACUUAAUCUGCCACAGUCUGUUUCUGACAGGAAACCACACGAUGGCUAAUGUGCUACCCCAGAGUACUUUGCAGUCCCUGUCGGGGUCCCUGGUCCUGGACUGGGGCUAUGGGAAGCUCUACAGAGCGGCUCUCAACCCGCCCUUCUUGCUGCAGCUCCUGGGGGCCUCCCGGCUGGACUGCGAGAGGAUGGCUGCGCUGCACUGUCUGCUGGCCUGUGGCCGGGAGCAGCAGGCCCUGGAGGCCCAGAUUAUUCAGUGGAUUUCUGAGAACUUCUCUACCUGCCACUCAUUUGACCUCAUUCAGGAGUUUAUAAUUGCUUCUUCGUAUUGGAGCGUGUGUCCCGAGACGCGUAACAUGGACGUCCUUCUGCAGUACUCGUCGGUGCUCACUUGGAACAAGGAAAUUCCUGGAAUAACCCUUGUGACAGAAGAGAUCCCCCUGCCUCUGAUGAAGGUCCGCAGCUUGCAGGGCUACUGGGAAAAGCUGAACUCCAACCUAGAGCACGUCAAGUACGCCAUGCCGCCCUCGCGCUACACCAAUGGCGUGGUCUGGAGGGAGUGGCACAACCUGGUCUCUGAGGAGGAAGCGGGGAAGAGGAGGUCCACAGCGUACAUGAGAAACAUCCUUCACAACGCAGUAAAGGUGAUUUCUGAUGUCGAAGCAAGGCAUUUGGAGCCAAGGUUAACGCCUGUCCUGCAGGAGGAAGACCCCCACCAGAGGCUGCUGAUGGGGCUGAUGGUGUCUGAGCUAAAAGACCAUCUUCUGAGACACCUGCAAGGCGUAAAGAAGAAGAUUAUUGAGCAGAUGGCUGUGGACUACACUUCCAAACUGCUGCACCUCAUUUGCUGCAUACUGGAAACCAGUUGGAGGAAGCACAAUCUCGACUCUUGGGCUCUCCGACUUGACGGCCGUGGCAGCGCUGCUGAAUUUGCAGUCUUUCACCUCAUGACCAGGAUCUUGGAAGCGACCAGCAGUUUGUUUUUACCUCUGCCUCCCGGUUUUCACACCCUGCACACCAUCCUUGGGGUCCACUGUCUCCCUCUGCACAGCCUGCUGCAUUACAUCGACAAUGGAGUGCUGUUUCUCACCGAAACGGCAGUCACGAGGCUCCUGAAGGAUCUGGACAAUACAGAGAAAAAUGAAAAACUAAAAUUCAGCAUCAUUGUCCGGCUUCCUCCGCUCAUUGGGCGGAAGAUCUAUCGACUUUGGGAUCAUCCUGUGAGUUCCAUCAUCAUUUCCCGGAACCACGUGACCAGAAUGCUGAAGAACUAUAAGAAGCAGCCUUGGACUUCUGUGAUCAACAAGUCAUCACUGAGCAUAGACUUCCUCCCUCUGAACUACUUGAUUGAAAUUCUGACCAGACUGGAGUCUUCCACUCAAGCUCUGAAUGACCUCGAAGGACAUGACAAUGUGGAUGCAGAAUUUGUGGAAGAAGCAGCUCUAAAGCACACCACGGUGCUUCUCGGCUUGUAAAGGAGACAGUGCAGUCCCAUCGGUUUCCAACAUUUUCAUGUCACUCGUGAACCUUCCCCUUCUUGGGAAUUCUGUAGCAGUAUCUGAAAGUGGACAAAGCAGAAAAUACUGUCCAAUCAUCUGAGUUUUAGUUUUGUACGUGUCUGGGCAGGACAAAACUGCUGUCUCUCGUUCCACUUCUGAGCAGCUGACGAGCAGUCCAGCGCAGAGGAGUGACAGACAGGCCCAGGUGGGAAACAGCAGGCGCAGUGCUGUUCGACUGGCUCAGUGGGCCAAAAGCUAGCUUCCACCGUACUCUGAAACAAAACGUCCUUUAAAAAUGUCGUGGGAUGCUGAGUGCAUAGGACAGCAAAAACCAGAUAUGUCACUGAAAAUAGCAUGAGCAGAAAAAGUCAGUGUUGCAUAAAGAGCAUUACCUGGAAAGAGAGUUCUUCUAAAAAUGUGGACUGAAUCAAAUCUGCUAUCUCUGAUACAGAAUAACUUGCAACAUAGUGAGCGAUUUGUACAUACAGUAAUUAGAAUAAGGUUUGUCUUUGCGAUGGUUCAGAUGGAACUGUAUUUAAUUUUUUUUUUUAUAUUUAUAAAACUUUGGUUAAAUUUUGUCAUUAAAAAAACCCAAAUGCUGAAAGCCUGGGCCUGACUCUUCCUGCUUUUAAACCGAGUCUUUUUACUCCAUUCAGGACUUUUGAGCCCAUGAACUUUCUCCUCGAAAAGCGCCCGGUGGCACCUCACUACCUCGUGUACUGUUUUUCUCCCCACCCCACCAUGGUAAUUCCUUUGGGACCUCCGCAGGGUUGGCCCAUAACCCUUUGCUUUUCUCCCAUUACACUGUUUCUCUCAAGCACAUUUGUGAGAUUUUAAUGAUUAGCUAGUACAAUAAUGUAACUUAUUUUCUAAAAAUCCCCAAUGUGGCCUAUAAAGCCCCUUGCCUCUAGAAUGUCUCUUUUUGUUAAAAUACUUCAUAGUCAGUUUGACUCGAAAUCUUGGAGCCAAAUCAGCAAUGAGUUGCUGAUUCUUUCUCUUCAUAAGGGCUUUUCUUUCAUUUCCUGCUUUCUUUCAUUUCACACUUGGAUUGUUUCUGUCACUUCUUAGGGCCCAAUAUAUGGAACAUAUAUAUUUGAGAUGAACAGGGCUCAUAACCCUUCAAUAACUUGCUAUUCAUUCGUUAGAUGAUAAAAUUUGAACCCCAUGACAUUCAACUCUCCCAAACCCCAACCCUAACAGGAUGAACAUUCUGUGCAGCCAAGGAAGCUCACUGGGCCUUGAACACAACUUUUGUCUAUUAAUCUUAUUCCAGGCCAUUUCUGCACAUGGUGACCCUGCCUUCUUUCAACCCAUAGCACUCUGUACUAUUUUAGCCUCCAUCCCUUUGUGAAUUUAAAUGUUUCCAUGCUUAUGUUGUUUAAACUUCCUAUGUGCCUAGUUUUUGAAUCCCUGAAGAGGUUACUGAUUCCCACUAUACAGCAACUGUGUUUACGCAGUAUUUCUUGUUAACCACAGCUUAUACAGUGUUACCCAUCAGAGGGACUCCCACAUAGUUCCUAGUUCCUUUACGACAGAUUCAGGACUCACAGAAUGAGAAUGAGGUUAAAUUUGGCUCUGCUUUGGCAGGAUAGGGGCUUGGAACAGAAUGUUUGAUUUGGCAAAAUUAAAGGAUGUAGUAUUUCUUAUUCCCAGAGUUGUAAAAUAAAAUUCAUAACUGCUACCAGUACGAAAGAGCUUCAGCACAUUAGUGAGUGCAAAAGCACAGCUUUCAGACCUACUUG